Molecule: messenger RNA, 1980 nt
Organism: Mesorhabditis belari
Lineage: Eukaryota; Metazoa; Nematoda; Chromadorea; Rhabditida; Rhabditidae
Source: the annotation of a GenBank genome assembly
AUGAUGUAUAGACUUAGGCUCCUUUCUGGUGUUCACCGUUUGCGUGAUUUGCGUGGGGAUUCUCUCGGAUCGUGGUUUUUGUUGUCACGACUCUCCGCGUCUCAAUCAUCCAUUACCCUCCGAAGGUUGUCCCUCGGAAACUCAUCUCGACGUCGAAUCUCAUACUCCUCAAGACGUCUCCUCCGCCGAGCCACCCGAAAAGCACUCGGUCACUCCGUCUGCGCCGUCAGAAUCGUAUCUCUCUGGACAGCUUUCUAUAGCAUAACAACUAUCAACUGUUGGGAGGGAACGGCUCGUGCACGGGGACGACGUGCUCGAGUCGAUCAGCGACCAGCUCAUCGAAUCCCUCGAAUCCAACACACGCAUCUCAGUCUCUCAUUCGAGGAAUCGCUCGCAAAUCCGUCGAUCUACUCGAGAGGAGCUCGUCCGACGAGCGCUACGACAUUGUCGUCAUCGACGCCCGACAGGCGGGAAUCCUCCCCGGAGGAGACACUGACAGCCACGAGAACUCUCCCUAUCUCACCCUUGUAUGAAAAGAUCUCCCAGCUCAGCACGCAUCCAAUCGUUUGUGGAGAAGAUGCAUCACUUCUAACGAAAGAUGUAAUCUCCUAUAUUGAGACAUUGAUGGCACCAAGUGGAGAAGCGCUCGAGUUAAGGCAAUUACUAGCCAUCAACGAUGUGGUGUCCUCUUUGCAAGCGCAUGAUGUCAUCGUUGAAGAGGUUUACGGAACGGAGAGAGAUCUCAGCGCUCCAUCAACAAGCACCGCACAUCAACAGAUUGAGCCACAGCCAUCAACGAGUGGCGUGUCGACGAGUGGAGUUGGAGGUGUGGCGAGUCUUCGAGAAUCAGUCAGACAAACCACCGGCGUGCUUCCGCUUGGGGCACAUCGAGCCGGCACGAGUCACGAUGACUUUUUGCCUACGAGUUUCACUGGUGAUGAUGAUGACGAUUUGUUGAUGGAUUCGGUUUCUCGCGUUCGUCUUGUACAAUUCCAGAAGGAUUCUGAGGAGCCGAUGGGGAUCACGUUAAAAGUGACAGAAGAUGGACGGUGUUAUGUGGCGAGGAUAAUGCACGGCGGGAUGAUUCACCGACAAGCAACUCUUCAUGUCGGCGAUGAGAUCCGGGAGAUCAACGGUGUUUCGGUGGCACAUCGAUCAGUGGAGUGUCUUCAACAAAUGUUAAGAGACGCGAGAGGACAGGUAACGUUCAAAAUCGUUCCCUCCUAUCGAUCAGCUCCGCCAGCAUGCGAGAUCUUUGUGAGAGCUCAAUUUGACUACGAUCCCACGCAAGACGAUUUGAUACCAUGUCCACAAGCUGGAAUGCCUUUCAAAACUGGCGACAUCUUACAAGUGAUAUCAAAAGAUGAUCACAAUUGGUGGCAAGCGAGGUUCAUUUCAACGUUUCCUUCACUGGGAAAUCCGAAUAAAGACUCGCAGGCUCAAACCGCCGGCCUGAUUCCAAGCCCCGAGUUGCAGGAGUGGAGAACGGCUUGUUUAGCGAUGGAAAGGCACAAAGAUAACUGUCUACCAGCUCAUUGCAUGUGGUUCAACAAGAAAAAGAAGUACUACUCGACGAAAUACCUCCAAAAGCAUUCCACACUCUUUGAUCAGCUCGACCUUGUCACGUAUGAAGAGGUUAUGCGAUUAUCACAAUAUCGACGUAAAACAUUGGUAUUAUUGGGUGCUCACGGAGUCGGGAGGAGACACAUCAAGAACACGCUCAUUCAUCGACAUCCACAGCGAUUUGCUUAUCCGAUUCCACAUACUACUCGGCAACCGCGCAAAGACGAGGGGUUACAAGAUCCGGAUGGUUCACUCGAGCGUCUCUUAAAAGAGUCGGAGAUCCUUCGUCAAGCUUUCGGUCAUCUUUUCGACUACGUCAUCGUCAACAAUGAUAUCGAUGAGACGAUCGCCCAAUUGGAGCGUCUCGUCGAGAAGUUGAACGCCUCUCCGCAAUGGUUGCCCGUUUCUUGGGUUUAU